Molecule: messenger RNA, 1629 nt
Organism: Leptosomus discolor (cuckoo roller)
Lineage: Eukaryota; Metazoa; Chordata; Aves; Leptosomiformes; Leptosomidae
Cellular component (GO): cytoplasm
Source: RefSeq, a predicted model, not a curated record
CGGGCCCGGGGCGAGCGGGGCGGCAGCGUCCUCCGCGACCUGCUCAAGUCGCUGGAGGUGCUGGAGCUGCUCUGCGUCAACCUGCUCCUCUCGCCGUGGCGGAAGGAGAUCAGGUCACUGAAGACAUUCACCGGUAAUUUUGUCUACUAUAUUCAAUCUGUGCUCCCAGAUGACAUUGUAAAAACAGUACUGGAGAAAAUAGGUUACGUUGCAACAACAGCAACAGAGUUUUCACUUGUCAAAAAAAGAAACAAUGAGGAAACAAAGCAGACUGCAUUUGAAAUAUUCCUGGCAAGAAUUGAGUGUGAAACCAUCCUCGAAAUGACAAAUGAAGAAAAACAUGGCAAUUUGGAGAAGACUUUACAGAAGAGAACAAAAAUGCACCAGCAUCAUGGAGAUAAGGACAAAGAUGAGACACCCCAGAGAGAAGACGCUGAAAAUCCAGAAAAUAAAGAAAACAGUGAGACAUCUUUGUGCCUUGCUACUCAACAGAAGUCUUCAGCUAAUAGUGAUAUAUCCUUUGAAGCUGCUGGGAAUGUGAAGAUCAAAGACAAAGUGCCUCAGUUAGCAGGUACUCAAUCCACUAACAGGCUUCAGGAACACCAAAGGCAAGUCAUUAACACCGUACAUUUUCCGGGCAAAUGCUCAGACAGUGAGGACUUCUUGAUCAAAUAUAGUGACAUUGUCAUAAGACAAACACCUAUUUUCAGUGAGAAUCUUUCUCCAAAAGCUUUUGAAAAAAAGCCAAGAGCCAGGCUAAGUGAAGAAUGUGUUUUGGCAGUCACUGCAGAGUCAACUGCAAAUGAGAUCAGGCCUGUGCCACUCUCACCAGGAGCAAGCGGUCCGCCAGCCUUUGCAAUAUUUGCUGACAGCUCUUGUGACAGCAAAAACACUUUGGAGGAGUACAAAGCUCAAGAAGUGCCCGAAGAAUCAAUUGAAGCAGAAAUUAAUGAUGCUAUAAAUUGCAUAGACCCAGACCCUGCAGAUGAACCCAAUGAGCUGAAAUCUCUGUCGUACAAGGACAUUGCAUCUGUCCAAAGCUGCAGUGUCCCUAGGGAAGAGGAUGUUUGUGAGCUGUCUUUAACCUUCACAAAAUUACAAAUCAAGGACACUCAGGAAGACCUUAUGUAUCCAGUAGAGGAAACUGGCCAACCUGAGUCAGUAUCAUAUGCGAGUACAAGUGACAGACACGUAAGAGAAUUUAAUCAUUCCAAAAUAAAACAUACAUAUCUGACUAAUGCUGAGAUGCAGAACAGAGCAGCUGCCCGUAUUGAGCCAUCUUCAGAUCUGUGCGGUACUACUGGGAACAUGGAGGAUCCCACGGCUGGUUCGGGUAGCAAGAGACUAUUAAUGGAUACUUCUAGUGCACAUACAGCUGCCGAGUGCUUCAGACACAUUAGAGAGCCUCCUAACCUCACCUACAUUCCACCACAAAGUAUUGAUGUUCAGUCUUCACGCUUAAGAAGUACCAGCGCACAGGGCAGAAGGAACCUCUUGCAGCCUGAAUGUGACUCUCUCAAAUCCAGUGACAUGAAGCUGGAGAACUAUAAUUCAAAAGUAAAUGAAAUCCAGGAGCCUUAUGUCAUUAUUGAUAAAACUGACCAAGGAAUGUUAUGCCAUCACACUUGA